Molecule: messenger RNA, 1652 nt
Organism: Xiphophorus hellerii (green swordtail)
Lineage: Eukaryota; Metazoa; Chordata; Actinopteri; Cyprinodontiformes; Poeciliidae
Product: bone sialoprotein 2-like
Exons: 3
Coding region: 164-637 (157 amino acids)
Source: RefSeq, a predicted model, not a curated record
CACGGCCCGACCCGACCAGAACCCCCCACCCCCCGCUGGGCCCGGCCCAGAUAAAGGAAGCAGCGCCAGCAGGAAGCUCAGAGGCAUUUCUGCACCGAAACACUGAAUCCGUCUGAUUCAGGCUCAGGAUUUAACACAACAGAGAGACGAUAAACAAUCAGAGAUGGGGCUGCUGAACGUCGCUCUCCUCGUUGUCGUUCUCCUCGCGGCGACGGUGGAAGCUAAACCAAUUCGCCACAGACACGACGCCGACAUCCCCGACAAGAACCAGCCGCAGCGGUACCUGGCGGAGCUUUCCGAAGGGUCCGAGGAAUCCUCCGAGGAGUCCUCCGAGGAAGAGACUGAGGAAGAGGAAGAGGAGGAAGAAGACGAAGAAGACGAAGUUGUGGACGUGACGGACGCCGUCACCAUCCCGCCCUUGGUGGUCGUGACCACGGAUUCGCAGACGUUCACCUCGGGAGACGGCAGCACGCUGGCGCCGGAGCCGGAACCGGACACGGCCAACACGGCCGGCCCGGUGAUCAUGGUCCGGGAGACGACGCCGGGGCCGGAGGCGACCGCCGUGACCGCUGCGGUCACCACCGCGGACGUGGUUCUGACGUCACUAAGAGCUACGGAAAUGAGGGGAGAUAUCUGAAACUGCGUUACGUUUAGGUCAGGGGAGUUCACAGUGUGGAGCGGGGGCCAUUUGUGGCCCCGGCAAUGAAUGAGCGUGGCCCCUGAUUUUAUUUCAAGAUUGAUACAAGUUUCUAUUGUAUUUUUAUUUAGGACAAAAUAAAAUAUUCUGACUACGACAGAGUGUUGGGACCACAAUAAUAAUAAUCAUAAUAAUAAAAAGAAAAUAAAGACAUAUAAAGCCGUACAAGAUUAAAGUUGUAGUUUUAGGAGAAUAAAGUCAUAGUAUUUUAAAUUUAUUUUUAUUAUUUUUACUUGAUUUUUGAAAUAUUAUGACUUCAUUCAUAAUUUUAUAAUUUUGUUCUCAUAGUUAAAUUUUAAUUUUUUUUCUUAGUAUGGCUGUAAAUCUCUGACUUAUCUUGCAACAUAUUGGCUAAGACACAAAUGUUUGUGGUUAAAUAACCACACCUUUUGCAUUUUGACUUUUACCCAAAUCUAUUUUAUUAAUUUAAUAAACUUUGCUAAAUAAAGUGACUUAAAUCCUAAUUUUUAUUAAACUGUGUUCUAUUUUUCUUUUUCUUGACACAUAUAAAAUGAACAAAAUUGCUUUUAUUAAGGCAAACCUACAGAACGCUUUUUAAGUUUAGCAUGAAAACCAACAACAAAUCUGUUUAAAGUUUUGCAUGUUUACUUUAUUUUAGUAGGUAAAAUGUGAUUUCUCCCAAUAAAAUAAUGCAAGUUAUUGAAAACGAAUAGCAUUUUAUGUCCCAACCUUUCCUGCCACUGAAUAUUUUCUUUAUGUGGAAUAAAAAGAAUUUUUUUACACACAUAUAAUGUUUACAUGCGUAACUGAUCCUCUUUUUAAUGUACUGUCCUUUAGACUUGCGGUGUUUCUCCGUCAAGCAACAUUUUAAAAAUUGUUUUAUUAAUUACUUUUAUGUAAAACAACAAACAAAUCUGUGUGUUUGCAUGUCAGUCUUUGUCGGAUUGCAAUUUUUAACCCUGUUGGAAGUGAAUAAAGGUUUCUGUUAAAGAUU